UGCACAAUAUAGUGCAAGAUUCACGACCGAUCGCCAUUGCUAAUACGAUCGGCAAGGGAAACGCUGCAGCUACUACGAGCUGGAAAAUACGGUAGAGACCGCAAUAUUCGGCAAACACGACAGGCAAUUGUCUGCUGUGUUUGAAAGCGACACUAGAGGUUAACAGAGAACAACACGUCGGUUGUUUCUCACCCACACGAGCACGUUAACUUUACCACGGAGGGUUUGAAUACCGAAAUAAUUUCAGAAACGUCAGAAUGCAUCUUUCAAAAAACAUGUCAGGAAACCAAAUCGAAGUAUCUUGCUUGCACCGUAAAAGCGAUCGGAAGCCUAGCCCUCCCUGGCUCUUUAGAAGAGAUGAUCUCUUCUUUGGAUGUACCAGGGUGGGUGAAGGCAACUCCCACUACAGAACGCUUGGUUCUGCCACACGGUCGAGUAUUUAACCAAGAUGACCCCGACCUGUCUACCUUCGGCCUAGCUGACAGUCUGGCAGAGUCGGACUACCCUCCAGCAACUAGUGAUGACAUCAAGGAUUUGUUUCCGGAACUUGAAGGCCUGCUUGAGCUAAACCCAGAAGAUUUCUCAUUCAACCUCCAAAACAAAGUAGAUGAAGUCUGCCAACCACAGAGUCCAUCUCCAUAUGGCAGUGAGGUUGAGCUUAGCCCAACAGAGCCUAUCAAUGGCAUGGAACAUUUCUUUGACUCCUACAUGGACAUAUCAGACCUGCUCAGUUCAAUCACAAAUGAGGAGGUUAGUCCAACUUUAGCAGAGACUGUACCAAGCGAAGCCGCAGAAUUGACAGAAAAUGACAUACCUAUUUUAACAUCAACGAUUGUUGAUACGGAGGCCGGUUCCUCCCUUAUAUCCAACAUCGGCUCUCCCAAUGCAGACCAAAACGUUUGUCGCAAACGCCAUUUUACAUCAUCAUCAACUACAACUGACGAUGAAAUUGAUGAGGGAGACAGCAACUAUUUCAAAUAUCGCAAGAGGCGCGACAAGAACAACAUAGCAUCAAGGCGUAGCCGAGAGAAUCGCAAGCUCAAAGAGAAAGAUAUGGAGGAGAAGGCCGAGUUCUUGGUAACCGAAAACGAACGUCUAAAGAAGAAAAUUGAAGAAAUGACUCGGCUUGCUACAGAGAUGCGUGCCAGGCUCGUUGAAAGCAUUGCUAAAAAGUAAAUAUUUUGGGAUGUAUUUUUUCAAAUCACAUUAAAAUAUCUUUGCUUUUUGGGAUAUAUUUUAUGUAAGAACAGCUGUACAUAACCUACAUUGGGUUAGCUUGUAAAAAUGUGUAUUAUCCAGCUUAGAAAUAUAAAUACUACUGUACGGUGAAUUGGACAUAAAGUUAUUGGUUAAAAAUGUUCUAUUCAUGUAUACAGAAUAGUCACACAAGAAAUCAGGGCGUUUUUUAAACUUUUAUCUGAAACUGUUGCUUGAAUAUUGAUUUGUGUAGCCAGUAAUAAAAUAUUGCAAAAUAAUUUAGGGAAACAAUUGUUUAGUUUGCUAUUCAGAUAACCUUAGCAAAGUGUAAAGUCCAGUGUCAUAAAUAGUAUAUUUGUAUAUUGUAAAACUGCAUGUGGAUACCCUUAGUGAAUUGUAAAAAAUAAUUGAUGAAGAUAUCUUGGAGUAUAUUAAUUAUUAUUCUUAUUAUAAUAAUAAAUACGGAUAAUUUUAGUUCAUUGUACAAAAUAGAAGUACAUUGGAUUAUGCUGCACUACUGUAUGCUUUAAGUUAAGUUAUACAGCAGUGUCAAAAUUCAUAAGAGUAGGGGAACCUCACUUGUUUUUGUUUUUAAUAGUAUUUUGUACUUAAGCUAUGUUUAGUUUGUAAAUAUAACUGUCCUUACAGUAGUUUUAGACAGUUUUCCAUUUUUUACAUAUGAUCGAUUAUUUGUUUGGUAUCAUGAAAUGGAUAACUUGUAAAAUACAUGUUGAUAACGUAUGGAAAAAAUAGUGCAUAAUAAAUGUACAUAAGAGUACUGUAAA
Messenger RNA from Anneissia japonica, 1982 nucleotides. Its product is annotated as thyrotroph embryonic factor-like. The record is from RefSeq and is a predicted model, not a curated record. NCBI's taxonomy places the organism in Eukaryota, Metazoa, Echinodermata, Crinoidea, Comatulida, Comatulidae. The transcript has 4 exons. The coding region runs from base 358 to 1176 and encodes 272 amino acids. Gene Ontology annotation, molecular function: DNA-binding transcription factor activity, RNA polymerase II-specific; RNA polymerase II cis-regulatory region sequence-specific DNA binding. Gene Ontology annotation, biological process: regulation of transcription by RNA polymerase II; DNA-templated transcription.